UUCAGUUUGCAGUUACAGAGGGAAGGUAGUCAGUCACUGAAAAAGUGAUCAGCUAUUUCACACCAAGCACUUUAACCUCCCGCAGCUUCGGCAGCCUGAGCACACGCACUGGAAUAUAUCUAAGCCAAGAACAUGCCCAGUGGUUUUAUAUGGGACCAAACCUCAUCGCUAUAAAUCUGUAAAAGGUAUUGACCGACUGGUUUUUCAAAAUGGAAGAUUUAAGGAAGAGCCCCAGUGAAUACAAGAAUAAGGAUCACCCAGUGAAGACAGAAUUGGGAUCACGAUGUGUAGUUUUUACUUAUUAUCAAGGGGACAUUAACAGUGUGGUAGAUGAACACUUUUCAAGAGCUCUAAGGACUACAAAGGAUCCCCAGGAUUUAAGAACAAAAACCAGAAGCGAUGACUAUCUUCAAAAGAACAUGAGCAAUAUGCAGCCCGAUGAAAUGGACUGGAACAAAGCCUAUUCAUCAAAUCCUUCCAUAAGAAUGGCAGGGCCCGUUUUAACGGCCCUAGGAUCUCCUUCUGUGGACCACUAUCCAGUCUUCCAAGGGCAUCAUACACCACCAUCGGAUCUAUAUCACUAUCAUCACAUGGGCCCUGCCAGCCAAAUGAGUUCUGUAUAUCAUCACCCCUCGGUAUCAGAGUUCCAGAUGGUCCAGGGAACCGGCCCUGAUGGCAAAUAUGGUUCCCUUCUUAGUCUUUUACAACCUGACAGAUACCCAAUACCUCUGCAGGAGUCAGUUAUGAAACCAGAACCUAUAUCAGCUACAGCAACAGGACCUUCUGGAUCAGAAAGCCUGAAUCAUAGAAUGAAUUCACAAGCAGGUCUUCAUCCACAGGAAAGACGAAAAGAGUUUUUCCACCCUCAGGAUAGAAGGAAGGAUUUAUACUUUUAUUAAGUACUUAAUAAAACAUUACUAGCAUUACAGGAGAUUCCAGUGGACAUUCUGUAGUAUUCGUUGUAUAAUAUUGUAAUGUGUGUACUGAAGGGAGCUGCCACAUGGAGGCAAACUGAACAUGUCAUGUGUUUCAUGACUUUACAUGAAGUAAAUAAUAUAUAAGGAUCAUGCUGAUGAUUGGAGCACACUAUCCAUCCUAUUGUAUCAUGAAAUUGUUCUUUUCUUUCAAUGUAGUCUUUGAUAUUGCUUACGUGGUUCUUUAAAACACUUCUGAAUGAAUCAGAUUUGGUCUUCACCCUCUCUGCUCAGAACAAGCUACGGGGAAUUUACCCGUAUCCAUGUAUACCUCAUACUUUAGUAAACACAUGACUCAAAAGCUUCGUACAUUCUUUAUAGUAUUAGUUUUGAAGGUAUCAAAAAUUACAACAUAGCUGUGGCCUCCUGGUACAUGACUAACUCUUUUCAUUUCUCGGGUAAUGGGAGAUUAAGGUUCUGUUACUAGCCACAAGCAUGAUCUGAAACCUUUUGGUAUUCGGGACAGCACCUGACAAAUUAGCAAUUUAAUUGUGUUUGUAAUCCUUUUUAAAGAAGCAGCAUUUAAUUACUAGCAGUGUUUGCAGUUCUGAAGACUGAACUUAGUCAGUGCCACCGUGAACUUAGUCAGCAGUGUGAAGACAAUAAUUCUCAGAAAGGCCGGUAGCCUUUUGUUACCAAUAUGCCACCCGCCAAGGUUGCUUUUACAACAAAUAAAGAUGGGUUUUUUUUUUUUUGUUAGGACAGACAGUUAGAUCUUUCAGAAAGACUAAGACACUCAUUGAAUUAACUGUAAUCAUCUAAUAAGAUUUAAAAAGAUUUUUGCCCAUUAAGAUAUUUGUGGCUCUGAUGUCCAAGUAACUAUGAAGUCUUUAUAUGCAGUGGUACCCAGUUUUAGAAUUGUCUCCACCUUUGGUUACAAUUAUCUUUGAAGCUCUGCUAGAUUUCUACGUAGAGGGGUUCAUUUUGAAAUGGUAUCACCAUUGUUAUGUGUUCUGAGACUGUGACCAAUUUAAAAGUAGUUGCAGAAAACAUCUGACGGACCCAGAACAUGAGCAGUGUAGAAGAAUCAUUUUCGGAAGUUUCUUAACGUAUAGAAAUCUCUGUAGCACCAAAGAAAGAACACAUUGGUUGUACGUUUUAACUCAAUUAGAAAAUCUACCAAACUGAUUUAAACAUCAAAAAAACAAUUUAGGCACAUAACUAAGUUUUUCAAAUUUAUGUAAAUAUAUUUUCUGAUAACAGAGACCCUUUAACAAACUUCUAACUACUAUUAUUUUAAGAUUGUGCUAAGGAGCAUCAACAUUUAACAUUCACACUCUUGCGUGAUUAGACCGUAUAGUCCAGUAAACAUGUAAACAUGUUGUCCUAGUUUUCUAACACAUUGAAAUAAUGCAAACAUACUGAGAUUUCCAAUAUUUGCUUUAUUUUAUUCUUCUGCUAUGGGACAGGAAGUAAUAAGUGGCAUAUAGGAGGGGAUAGUCAAAUAUUUCUGC
Messenger RNA from Pelobates fuscus (common spadefoot toad), 2428 nucleotides. It is a transcript of the gene VGLL1, whose product is annotated as vestigial like family member 1. The record is from RefSeq and is a predicted model, not a curated record. Lineage: Eukaryota; Metazoa; Chordata; Amphibia; Anura; Pelobatidae. The transcript has 4 exons. Gene Ontology annotation, biological process: regulation of transcription by RNA polymerase II. The coding region runs from base 210 to 899 and encodes 229 amino acids. Gene Ontology annotation, cellular component: nucleus.